Lineus longissimus is the source of this 3217-nucleotide messenger RNA. Its product is annotated as collagen alpha-1(XII) chain-like. Lineage: Eukaryota; Metazoa; Nemertea; Pilidiophora; Heteronemertea; Lineidae. The transcript has 15 exons. The record is from RefSeq and is a predicted model, not a curated record. Bases 50 to 2671 code for a protein of 873 amino acids.
AGAUUAAAUACGUCAGUGGUGUUUUGGGAGGAUACAUACGACCACCAAGAUGCCGAUAACAGGUGGAUUGAGGUUUCUUGCCAUUGCUGCAGUGGUAUUGACGGUUAAUAUCGAAGACACAAGGGCUGCCACAUGCAACGCCAAUGCUUACGUGGAUCUGUACUUCAUCAUUGACUCUUCGUCAACUGUGGGUAGGACCAACUUCAACACGUUGAAGCAGUUUGUUAACAAAAUGAUUGGAGCCUUUCCCAUCGGGAAGUCAAAGGUCAACGUUGGUGUUUUCAGGUUCAACCACAAGGCUGACCUGGUCAUCCCAUUGAACAAGUACUUCAACAAGGCCCAGCUUCAGAGGGCUGUUUCGGGCAUUCGGUAUCGUCGAGGAGGGUCUUCCAUCUUCAGAGCGCUGUAUUACCUCGGAAGAAAGGGCUUCCGCUCCGGGGCCGGUGACCGAAAGCACGUCCAAAACAUGGCCGUCUUGGUAACGGACAGCGUGUCCAAGAAGAAGUACGCACGAUACACCCCGCGCUACGCACGCCUGCUCAAGGACAAGAGUGGAGUAGAGAUGUUUACAGUCGGCGUCAAAAUUUGGACGGCAAAGGAGUUGCAGGGCAUCGCAUCCCAGCCACUUCCCCAGCAUAUGUUCUUCUUGAAGACCUUCAGUGAUCUGAGAAAACAUUCAGCAAAGAUCGCCAAGACUUUCUGUUGGCACAUCAACAAGCAUAUGCCCAAGAAAUGCAUUGAAUGGUCCCCCGACGAGCACGUUGCCAAAGCCCCAGGCUCUGCCUACGUAAAGAGUAUCAAGAAUUCGUUCGACUGCUCCGAGUACUGCUUGUACGACCCUACCUGCACGGCGGCCGAUUGGUUCGCGGACCGUAAGCGCUGCGUCAAGCACCGUGCCACUGGAAAGGCGCUGAAGACCGUGCACGCUACGAGUCAUCACGAGGAGGACCACUAUAUAAAGCAGACCAAGUGCCCACACCACUCCAGGACCACGCCUAUGCCGACCACACCUGAUCCAGGGAAGCUGUGUGAUGCCAACGGUCGAGCAGACGUCUACAUCUUGAUCGAUGCAUCUGGGAGUGUCGGUAGAAAGAACUUCGUCAAGGAACUGGCCUUUGUCGAUAAGAUUAUUGACAGACUACCCAUCGGCAAGAACAAGGUCCGAGUCGGCGUCUACAGAUUUAGCCAUUACAAUCAAAUGAUAUUCGACAUGAACAAAUACGACAAUGCUAAAGCCUUGAAGGCGGCCAUCAUGAAGAUCAGGUACACUGGUGGAGGUACCAGGACGGACAAGGUUCUUGCAGCAGUCAGGCACAGGGGUUUCAAGGCUAGUCGUGGAGAUCGACCCAGUGUUCACAAUGUCAUCGUCCUGGUCACAGAUGGUGUCUCUAACAAGCGUAAGCUCACCCUCCAAGAAGCAGAAUACACAAAACGUGUUGGAAUCGAGAUAUUCGCUGUUGGAGUACAGAUCCCUACUAAGGUCGAGGUCAGGAAGAUUGCCUCAAAGCCAACAAAGGAACAUUUGGCGAUCAUCAAGCUGUUCCACGCAAUGAACCAACAUGCUGGUGGUAUCGCCAACAACCUUUGCCAUUCCGUCAACAACCCACCUGCCCCGCCAACACCGGACCCAGCUGCGAUUCUUUCGCCUGGCAAAGGUUGCAUGACUGCCUAUCCCAUGGAACACGUUGCCUGGCCACAGUCACCCAUCUCAAAGAAGGGAUUCACCACCUCAGUCGAAUGCAGGGACUAUUGCAUGAAACUGAAAGUGUGUACCGCAGUCGACUGGACUGUCAAGACAAGGAUUUGUCUCGUCCACAAGGCCAGGCAGUCGUGGGCUCUUGGCAGGAUGACGUCUUACACGGACAAGGUUGUCCACUAUCUUAAGGAUCUCACCAAAGCAUGCUUCACUACUCUAGCACCAACCGUGCCACCGACAACCACCACGACUGUCCUUCCGACAAUGGACCCAUUCAAACAAUGUUCUCCUGAAGGCAUGGGUGAUCUCUUCAUUGUCGUUGACGGUUCCAGCAGCGUAACUGUCCAAAAUUUCAAACACAUAAAGACGUUUGUGUCAAUGGUCGUGGACAACCUCCCAAUCGCCCCGCACCAAAUCCGAGUCGGGGUCGUCCGAUUCGAUUCCAAGUCGACGAUGGUGUUCGAUCUGAGCAUGCAUAUUGAUAAGGCCGGCGUGAAGGGUGAUGUGAAGAAGAUCAAGUAUACUGGUGGACCUAGCUUUGCCCAUCUUGCCCUGAAGGAGCUGAAUACGGUGGGUUUCACUAUGAUGUAUGGUGCUCGCGCAACCACCCCCAAAUACGUCCUCUUCAUCACCGAUGGUACCUCAUCUAAGCCUACAAAAACCCUACAAGAAGCUACGGUUUUGAAGACAAAAUACGGAGCCGAGAUAUUCGCCGUAGGAGUUGCACUGCCAAAUACCAAAGAAGUUUACGACGUCGCGUCAACUCCAGCAAAGGACCACGUUACUCUUAUCAGGCAAUUCGACAGGAUGAAACUGCAUGCUGUGGAUGUUGCCACCAUGAUUUGCAAAGGUAUCAAUAACCCAAAACCAAUGCCAACUACGACUACGACUACCACCGCCUCGAAAGCCGAAUCAACUCGACCUAAUCCGGAUGCGGUCAAUCCAGAUGCACAGAAUCAGCAACAGUUUAAUUAGCAACAGCCCUCUGGUGGUGAACAGGGAGGCCAGCCCAGCAAUGUGACGAAAUCAGGCGGCGCUGAACCUUAAACGGUCUCAAAACCAAUCCCUCCUGUUUUCCAUUAUAAAGUUCAGCUACAAACCUAAAAUCUAAAAAUGUAGGUCUUAUCAUUCCCAGUGUGAUGUUGGAUCACCGUUACUUAUUCCCACGUAGAUAGUUUGCCGAGGGGUAAGGAUUAUAUUCAUAUAGCCUUUAAAGGUUGGGGCUACGUGAGAAUGAGAAACCAGGCUUGCCUUAUAUACUUUCAAUCACAAGCCUCUCUGGGGAUUUAACUCGUUUUCUCGCAAUGGAAAAUAAUGGCCCUUCCGGCAUUAGCAUAUUCAGUUUUCCAUCCUGUCUCAUUGUUCAUUAAAGCAAUGACGUGCAUAUUGCUCUCAGUGCUCUCAAUGCUUUUAUGGUAAUAUAUGGACAAGAUGAUGAUGUGUAUAAGGAAAUCCUUCUUCCCACAUCUUUAAUGCAUGUAGCUAACUUAUGCAAAGCCAAAAUAAAUCCCUUGGAAGAUA